AGGAUUUCAAGGUGGCGUUUUAAGAUUUUAUUCUUGAUGCAUUGUUUCAGGGCUCGAAAGAAUUGCUGCAGACUAUGUUGACAAAGACACAUCCAAGUACUUGCUCAAUCCAUAUCCAGAAUGGGAACAAGAAAUGUGUCAGGACUUUGAACCCAGCAAACGGUGCUUUCAUUGUGACAAAAAACUGCCAAAUGUUUAUAAACGUAUCCAAAGAAUCAUAGAUGAAGCAAAGAGAGGCAAAGAGAGUAAUGGACGCAUUUGUUUGAGGUCCCUCCAGGAUUUGAUGCCUUUCUGCUCAGAUUUUUACACCCAUGGGUUUGGUCAAGAGCUCUUCAACGAUGUGGUCAAGACCUAUUUCCUAACUGGACUCCAACAGCCAGAGCAGAGAGAGGAACUACAGCCUGUGCCAUUGUCUGUUUCUGUCUCUCUUCCAGACGUUGAUCUAUCCAGGAUAAAAGUGCCUCAUCCAAGCCCCCAUGUUAUAAGAAACCAUAAAACUGAAGAAGUUUUAAAUCAAGAGUUUAGAGAGCAUUUGGAGGCAGCAGCAACGAGUUCUGAUAUAAAUAAGUCUAGCCACCACAGAGGGACGAUGCUGUAUGAUUCUGUAGGUCCCGGCUUGUCUAGCAUAACUGUGAAGCCUGACCCUGACCAAAUCAUUAUCACUGACGACGAGGAAGAGGCAGAUAUUGUCCAUAACUGCCGCAGAAGCAAAAUGGAUAUGUACAAGUACCCAUCCCCGUCUCAUCUGCCCGGCCUUUCGUACUCGGAGCAAGCUGCUGCUUUGUAUGCCAUGAGGGAGAUGGUGCUGCCGGCACCUCCACUGGCCUUCAUGCCGUUCCCAUUCAGCAUCAAGCUGGAUGAAGAGGAAUGUCAUGAGCUAGAGGUUGAGAGUCGUUUGUCUCACAUUCGACGCAUGCACAAUCUGAAUGGUUCCAGUAGGACCCAGCCUCGGCCUGCACAUGCAAAUCAGUUGAGGCUGCCUUUGCUUAUUGAUGUGGUGAGGAAGCUUGUGCGACAGAAAUUUCUGGAAAUCAAACAAAAUCACAGUAAAAAGCAGACCCCAUUUGAAGCUCAGGACCAUCAAGAAAGGCAGGAAGCUGAUUUAUUCAGCCCAUUUGGUCCCUAUUUGCCAGCCUUCACCCCUGCUCUAGCAGCUGGAAGUCCUGACAGUGAAGUGAUGUCAUCUCCUUUGUACAAGCACAUAAUGGAGAGCAUCUAUGCCAACAUGAUGCGGGAGGAAACCCCAGUACCCAAGCCUUUUGGGAAAGUAAACGAAAGCAGUCGUAUCGGUGACACACUUAAAGAUAUCAUUGCACGAACAAUCAUGGAAAAAAUGAGGUUUAGAGAUACGAGCUCAGACGAGAAUUCUGUGCCAUCCAGCCCAGAUGCUCAUCACAGGCUCAGCAGCAGCAGCAGCAGCAGGACGGGCCAUGGUGCUUUUAUUCUCAACACCACCUUGCCUCACAUGAACAAAGAGUCAAAGCUCUUGGGUGAGUGCUCACCCCCAAAGCGUGCAAAGAAAGACAGCAGCAGUUCCAAAUCUCGAAACAGCAAUGGAUCAAAGCAAGAGUUAACUGAUGCUAAUGGGCAGCCGGUGAAGAAGACACGCCCCAAGCGAGGCCAGUACCGUAAGUACAACUCUCAGCUGUUGAUGGAUGCGGUGAAGGCGGUGCAGAGAGGUGAGAUGAGUGUGCACCGUGCAGGCAGCUACUUUGGUGUGCCACAUUCCACUCUAGAAUACAAAGUGAAAGAGCGACAUCUCCUGCGUCAGAAGAAGGCCCGUGAGACCCAGUCUCCAUCGGGUGCAACUCCUAAGAGUGGAGAUCCGCCACCAUCGACUGCGACAACGACCACUCAUGGUAGUCAAGGUGGAGGGGACUCAAGCAAUGGGUCGACUCCUGUGGACUCAUGCAAUACGACAUCAAAAAAGCCUACAAUCAUUUCUUCACCGCCCGUGCGAUCAUUAUCCUGUUCCUCUUCCUCUUCUUCCUCCUCUGCCCCUCCUGCGACUGCAUCUACUACAUCUCAGAGCAAGAAAUCCUCAACAGCCCCUCCGUCUGUCAAGCUACCAGCACCUUCUCCACGGUCAAUAUCCCCUUACAGCUCCGCUAUAACUUCAUCGUCCUCUAGUGCCUUAGUCCCCCCAGUGCAACAGAACAAGGAAUCCUCCAGUCUCACGUGGUUCCCCCCGUAUCUUGGCUCUCCAGCUCCGAGUCACUUGGAAUCUCCAGUGACCUUUGCCCCCCAGAGUCUGUCUUUGAACAACUCGGCCUCAGAGCUACUAAGGAAAUUGCAGCACAAGGUCCAGACAAAGGAGUCUACAUAUACCCGAGAGAGUGCAUUUGACUUCCCAAUUGGGAAAGAACAUCACAUGUUUGAUCUGUCGCAGGCUGAAAGCUCCAUGUCUGUCAUGCCAGAGAGACUUGCUUUGUACAACCAAACUGUUUAAUGUCCUGCUCGCAGUGUUGGAUUUAGGUAUAAAUUUAAACAUAAGAAAA
Molecule: messenger RNA, 2498 nt
Organism: Aplysia californica (California sea hare)
Lineage: Eukaryota; Metazoa; Mollusca; Gastropoda; Aplysiida; Aplysiidae
Exons: 5
Coding region: 134-2449 (771 amino acids)
Biological process (GO): regulation of transcription by RNA polymerase II
Cellular component (GO): nucleus
Molecular function (GO): DNA binding
Source: RefSeq, a predicted model, not a curated record